Molecule: messenger RNA, 3762 nt
Organism: Sturnus vulgaris (Common starling)
Lineage: Eukaryota; Metazoa; Chordata; Aves; Passeriformes; Sturnidae
Gene: GGT7
Product: gamma-glutamyltransferase 7
Biological process (GO): glutathione catabolic process
Cellular component (GO): plasma membrane
Molecular function (GO): glutathione gamma-glutamate hydrolase
Source: RefSeq, a predicted model, not a curated record
CGGGCCCUGGCCGCCGGCUCGCCCGUGGACUAUAUGAGCAUCACCAGCUUCCCGCGGCUGCCCGAGGAGGAGCCGAGCGGCGCGGCCGAGAGCGGCCUCCGCGCCCGCAAGGAGGAGGACGCGUUCCUGGGCGAGCAGGACACGGACCCAGAGUCCUUCCUGAAGUCUGCACGGCUCCAGCGCCUGCCCUCGUCCUCCUCAGAGAUGGGAAGCCAGGACGUGUCCCCUCUGCAGGAGACCAGCAAGGAUCCCUUCUCAGGAGACUGCAGCUGCCGGCAGGACGGGCUGACCGUCAUCAUCACCGCCUGCCUGACCUUCGCCACGGGUGUCACUGUGGCCCUCAUCAUGCAGAUCUAUUUUGGGGACCCUCAGCUGUUCCAGCGCAGCGCUGUGGUGACGGACGCCGCGCGCUGCACCGCGCUGGGCACCCACGUGCUGGCCAGGCACGGCUCCUCGGUGGACGCGGCCAUCGCCUCGGCCCUCUGCGCCGGCAUCGUCAACCCUCACACCUCGGGGCUGGGAGGGGGCGGGGUGAUGUUGGUCCACGACAUCCGCAAGAACAGGAGCUGGGUGAUCGACUUCCGUGAGGUGGCUCCCCUGGGCAUCCCACUGGAAGGGGAGCUGCAGCAGGACACCAAGCCAGGUCUGCUCGUGGGGGUACCAGGCAUGAUCCAAGGAAUGCACCAGGCACACCAGUUACAUGGCAGACUCCCGUGGUCCGAGCUGCUGAGCCUCACAGCCGGUGUCGCCCAGAAUGGCUUUAACGUCACACAUGACCUGGCCAAAGCCCUGAGUGAACUGAAGGACCUGAACUUCUCUGACCGAUUCCACGAGAUCUUCCUGCCGGGUGGGCAGCCCCUGCUGCCUGGAAUGUUCAUCCGGCGCCUGGACCUCGCGGCCGUGCUGCAGCUGCUGGGGACAGAAGGGGUGUCAGCCUUCUACAGCGGAAACCUGACCCAGGAGAUGAUCUCCGAGGUCCACAACUAUGGAGGAGUGUUGGUGGAGGAAGAUUUCAGCAAUUACAGUGUCAUUGUGGAGGAGCCCAUGCACACAAUCUAUCGAGGGCACCUUGUUUUCACCCCCCCACCUCCACAUGCAGGUCCUGCACUGAUCACAGCACUGAACAUCCUCGAGGGCUUUAACAUCACAAGGCAAGGAUCCAGAGGGAAUAUCUUACACUGGAUUGCAGAGACACUAAAAAUAGCCCUGAGUCUGGCAAGCAACCUGGGAGACCCAUCUGGUGAUGUGUCUGUCACUCACACAGCAGAAGGCAUGGUGAGUAAAUCAGAAGCCAGCUCCCUGCGCCAGCUGAUCAAUGACUCCCGGUCCUUCCCGUCCGACCUGCACGUGCCUCACUCGGCCCCGCAGAGCGGCACCGCUGCCAGCCAGGUCCUGGUCAUGGGCCCCGAUGACUUCAUUGUCGCCGUGGUGAGUUCUUUGAAUCGUCCCUUUGGCAGUGGAAUAGUAACACCCUCUGGAAUCCUCCUGAACAGCCAGAUGUUGGACUUCUCCUGGCAAAAUAGAACAAUGAACCACUCCAUUCCCAGACCGCAAAACCUCCUUCAGCCUCGGAAGCGGCCGCGGUCCUUCCUGCUGCCCACCAUCGUGAGGCCCUCUGAGGGCAUGUGUGGCACCUACCUGUGUCUGGGAGCCAACAACGGGGACAGAGCCCUGAGCAGCAUCGUCCAGGUUUUGGUAAAUGUUUUAUCAUUUAACAAGAAUCUGAGUGAAAGUUUGUCACUUGGUCGACUUCACCCCCAGCUUCAGUCCAACACCUUGCAGGUUGACAGUGAGUUUCCUGAAGAAGACAUUGAAUUUCUUGUGGCCAGGGGCCAUCAGGUGGAUAAAGUCCCAGUGGUGUCCCUGGUUCACGGGGCCAGGAGAACCAACAGUUUCAUCAUUGGCCUGAAGGACCCCAGGAGUGCAGAUGCUGCUGGAGCCACAACCUUGUAGCAGCUCCCAGGGCCGUGUUCUGUGACCAAGGCUGACAUAACCCCAGUGAUGUGCAUGUUCUGAAGUGGCCCCUUCUCCAGCCCUGCACACUUCUGGGAAGAGGUUCUGCACUCCCAACCCUGACAGUACCAGAGGACAGCACCAACAUCCACCUCUCUUUUUAUUUCUCAAGUAUUUGGAUUGCAAGCAGCCCCAUCCUUGUUAGUGGAGUGGCAAGAGCACUUUUCUUUUGGCAGUCUUGCUAAUAGUUCAGUCUUCCCAAAGCCCAGUUCUAGCCAGCAUCUUACUUUUAGGGAUCAGGAGCAUGAGCAAGGGAAAAAAAAACCUGCUGCUGCUGAUGGAUGAUUAUUCUCAUCUCUCUGUCUUUCCCAAGUUCCUUCGUUGACUCCAGUGUAAGCCAGUAAUUAAUACAGCCUGAUGUAGUGUUUGUUGGUGCCUGCAGCUGGAAUAUUGGGGUGUCCUCUAAUACUCCAUCUGGGCCAGCUGAUUUUUAUCAAUGUGCAGCAUCCCUGAGAAGUUCCUGUGCUCACAUCAUUACAUACUUUCAAUUUUGGCAGUAAUUAUUUUGAACCCGUUGCUGCACAGACUCACUGGCAAUCUGAUUUUGUAACCAAAGCAAUGGUUUUCAACAGCUCUACCAACUUCUUCCUCUAAGAACUUGUGCAUCCCCCAGUAGUUUUCUUACAGAGGUUCAGCCUCAUCACUGAUUAAUGGUGACAAGGUUUAACUUUAUUAGACACUUUUUGGAGAUAUCUUAGCAGUACUCCACAGAGUUGUAAAAAAACACAGAUCAUGGACUGAAGACCACAUGGAGAGCAUUUGGAUGAGUUCAGAGCUUUCCCUCCACUACCUUAUCUCAGCCUGUCCCAAAAGUCUGGGUCAUUCCUACAGAGAGGCUUGGGAAUUUCUGCUGACUGAAUUAAUGGCUGUACCUUAGCUGCGUGUUUUAGUCCUAGUGAAUCUAUUGGAAAAGCUGAAGAGAGUGAGAGAAAAAGUACAAACCAAACCAAGCACUACCAAGGUAAUUUGCUGUCCACAACAUGUAGUGAAAAUAAAAGAAUGCUCUUGAAUUUUUUGUCUGAAAUUGAGAAGGGAAGAAUACCCCAGCUGACAUCUGCACCAGGUCAUUCAGCCCACAUUUGGACAUUUCCUGCUCUUUUUGCUAGCAAGUUAGAGACACUUGGCACUAAAAAAAUCUGGAGUUUGAUCAUUUUCUGCAGUCUAAAAUGUGAUGUUCUCCUUCAUGGUGCAAAUGCACCCAUGGCCACUGUACAUAUUAUAUAUGUAUGUCUGCUUAUGGUUGUCUUGCUCUUUGAUUUGAUGAUCAUAUCACUCACCCCGACCUUCCUCCCCAGGCACCUGUGACACCUUGUUUGUGCCACCCUCUGGUGCUCAAUGCCAUGGGCUGAUUUUGGGGUAGUCAGGGCCACAGGGCAGAUAAAUGGACUAAUUGUUCCUGCCAAAUGAGAGCUGCAGAUCUCAGAACAUCCCAGUGAAGCAUGUUGGGCUGAGUGAGAACAGAGGUGUUUUCGUGCUCUGCUGAAGUGCAGCCACUCAUGAGAGGAGCACAGCAGCUCCCACUGGCUGGACCAUCAGCAGCAUUUCCUGUUCCAAGUGCAUCCGUGCCCUCAGCUGGGAUGGGGGAAGCACAAUGUUGUAUCUGCAAUGUGCCCUGUGCCACCAAGAAGAGACUUUCUUCACCACAGGGACACCAAAUCUAUUUAUUUAUUUAUUUCUCUGUCAUCAGCACUGGAGUUGGUCACUGCCCAAGGGGAGAGAGCUCGUAAAUUCCUGGAGCAGACCUCUCCA